Molecule: messenger RNA, 2201 nt
Organism: Capsella rubella
Lineage: Eukaryota; Viridiplantae; Streptophyta; Magnoliopsida; Brassicales; Brassicaceae
Exons: 6
Coding region: 8-1918 (636 amino acids)
Source: RefSeq, a predicted model, not a curated record
CAUUAAAAUGCAAUGUUAUACAAAUGAAGAAGCCUUAGCAAGUCUCUUCAUCAAUGUCUCCACAUCUUUCUUUCUUCUCCUUCUCCUCCUCUACUCCGCCGUCUCCCUCCUCCACAGGCUUUUACACUUCAUCGGCGGCUACCCUCUUCUCCAAAGGAAUGAAGAUGAAUAUGAUUCGGCGGCGUGGUAUUCCGAUGAAGAAGAAGAGGAGGAGGAAGGGGAAGAAGAAUUCAAAAUGUCGUGUAAUACAAGUUACCAUGUGAUAUCUAGAGAUCAAAAUCCGGAUUUGAUAGCUGAUAUUGGAGACGACGGAGAGUCUUUAGUGUUUUACAAUAAUACUCCUCAAGGUGGACUAAAUAAUCACUACACGAAGGAGUUCAUAAAUCAAACUCAUUAUGAACACGAAGAAGAAGAGGAAGAAGAUGUUGACCAGGAUUCCAACACUUCUUCCACAGAGGAACAUUUUUCUUCUGCCAAUGUUUCUCCUUAUCGCAGCGAAUCAUCGAUAGAAGAGGAAGACGAUGGCGUAGAAGAUCUUCAUGACGAUGAUGAUGACGAUGAUGAAGAGGUAGGAGGAGUGUCACGAUACGACGUCGUAGAGGAUUUGGUUCGUAAUAAGCAACCAAAUACUACUAGUGCUAGUACUCGUGGUCCCUCUCGCUUCCAAAGUGGUUUGGUGUUCAAUGACAAAAGCUACAAUGCAGGACUGUGUGUGUCUAAUGGAGGAAUCAAGGAUGACGAGGAGAUACAGCCAGCACCAGGCUUCGACAUGAGUGAGAUCAAAGCAGAGGAAUUAGAGGAAGAAGAAGAAGAAAAAGAGAGAGGAGAGAUAUUUGGAGAGUCAUGCACGAAUGGGUCGACGUCAAAAAGCUCAUCGGAAUGGAGAAACUCUGUAAAGACCGACGACCCUUUCUCAACCUCCUCUCGCCGGAGUUGCCCUAAAUGGGAAUCUUACACCGUCUUCCAAAAAUAUGACGAAGAAAUGACUUUUCUCACUAGAAUCUCUGCUCAGAAGCUUCACGAAACAGAAUCGUUGAAGUCAAUCAUGGUGGAGCCAAGAUCGAUAUCGGAGAGGAUCGUUCACAAGUUAUCAUCAAACGGACACAAGAAAAAACAACAACAAUAUCCAGGUGGCAAUGGGUCGAGACCAAACCCCUACGCGGAACUAGAAUCAGCUUACGUGGCGCAGAUAUGUCUAACAUGGGAAGCUCUAAGUUGGAACUACAAAAACUUCGAGAGGAAACGAUCAUCCACGCAACGAAGCUUCAACGACAUCGGAAGUCCCGCCGGAAUCGCCGACCAAUUCCGUACGUUUCACAUUUUAUUACAAAGGUACGUGGAGAACGAGCCUUACGAACAUGGAAGAAGGCCAGAGAUUUAUGCCCGAAUGCGAACACUUGCUCCCAAAUUGCUUCUUGUUCCUGAAUACCAAGAUUAUGAGGAAGAGGAGGAGAAGGAAGAAGAGAAAGAGGAGGGUUUCAAGUCGAGGAUAUCGUCAGCUUCGUUCUUGAUGAUAAUGGAGGAGUGCAUAAGAACGUUCAUGAAUUUUCUCAAAGCGGAUAAAGAGAAGCCUUGUCAAAAGAUCAUCAAAGCCUUUUUCGGGAGAAGUAAACGAGGCUCCGUUGAUCCAACCCUUGUCCAUCUCAUGAAAAAAGUCAACACAAAGAAAAAGGCGAAAUUGAAAGAGAUGCGUAAAGGAGGAAAAUACAUGAGGAAGAAGAAGAUGAGUAUAGAGGAGGAAAUGGAGAUACUGAUGGGAUUAAUAGAUUUGAAAGUGGUGUCAAGAGUGUUGAGGAUGAAUGAGAUGAAUGAAGAGAAGUUGCAUUGGUGUGAAGAGAAGAUGAGCAAAGUUAAGAUUGCUCAAGGUGGAAAGGCACUUCAAAGAGAUUCCACUCCACUUUUAUCCCCUCCACAUUGACAUUUUGACCCUACUACUACUAUUUUAAUCACAUCUCUCAGCUCAGAAUAUACCCUUUAUUCUUUCCCCACCCACAUGAUCCUUCUUCUUCCUUUAUUUCUUUCUAAUUUUCCUGUUUUUUACACCUCAUAUUGUAGGAGAUCUUUUAGACAAAACAACCCACAAAUAAAGAGCACCCAUAUCGAAUAAAUAGAUAGGGAUAUACUGUAGAUUGCUUUAGUUCUUUAUACUUUAUACUUUCUCUUUGUUUUUCCUUUUCUUUGCUCUAAUAUCUUUUCUACUU